Molecule: messenger RNA, 1396 nt
Organism: Fopius arisanus
Lineage: Eukaryota; Metazoa; Arthropoda; Insecta; Hymenoptera; Braconidae
Gene: pyd3
Product: beta-ureidopropionase pyd3
Exons: 5
Coding region: 143-1279 (378 amino acids)
Molecular function (GO): beta-ureidopropionase activity
Source: RefSeq, a predicted model, not a curated record
CCCGUGGUCUCGCUUGAUCACUUGACUACUGAAUUAAAUUUCUGACAGGCGUAGAACCUGACCCACUUCUCACAUAAAUUGAUAAGAACGUUGAUAAAUACUUAAAAAUCCUCCAGUACGAUCAAUCAUCUGCAGUUCGAAGAUGGAAAGCUUCAAUCUGGAAGAAACCCUCGAGAAAUAUCUCCCCGAAGUCGAAUUGAAAAAGGCAAAAGCUCAUUUGUACGGGACAGGCUGGAGGGAACGUCAGCCUUUCGUCACUGAUUUCGGGUUGAAAAUAAAGCUAUGUUCUCUCAUUGCGACUGCUCGAGAGGAGUCAUCGAAUCUUCGGAGAAUAGUCCAGGUGGGAUUGAUCCAACAUUCGAUAGUUCUUCCCACAGACAAACCAGUAAUAGAGCAACGAAAUGCGAUAUACAAUAAAAUCGAGAAAUAUAUUCAAUCUGCAGGGAGUAAUAACGUCAACAUCCUUUGUCUUCAGGAAGCCUGGCCCAUGCCAUUUGCAUUUUGCACUCGUGAAAAAUUCCCAUGGGUUGAAUUCGCUGAAGAUGCCCUGACAGGGCCCAGCACCGUACUACUAUCGAAAUUAGCGAAGAUGUAUAACAUGGUGAUAAUAUCUCCGAUUCUGGAACGAGACAGUACUCACGGGGAUACGCUAUGGAAUACCUGCGUUAUAAUUGACACCGAUGGCCAAGUACUGGGAAAACACAGGAAAAAUCACAUUCCGAGAGUCGGAGACUUCAAUGAGUCCACGUACUACAUGGAGGGAGAUACUGGCCAUCCAGUUUUUGAAACUAAAUUCGGAAAAAUUGCGGUCAAUAUCUGCUACGGGCGUCAUCACCCCAUGAACUGGGCGAUGUUCGGUAUCAACGGUGCAGAGAUUGUCUUUAAUCCUUCGGCAACUGUGGGCGCAUUAUCUGAGCCCCUGUGGCCCAUUGAGGCCCGAUGUGCUGCGAUAGCGAACAGCUAUUUCACCUGCGCAAUAAAUCGAGUGGGAACUGAAAUAUUCCCGAAUGAAUUCACAUCAGGCAAUGGUGAGCCUGCUCACAAAGACUUCGGUCAUUUUUACGGCUCCAGUUACGUCACUGCACCAGAUGGGACUCGAACUCCAAGUCUGAGUCGUGAUAAGGACGAAUUGCUUAUUGUCGAGAUGGACCUCAACGCCUGUCGUCAGACGAAAGAUCAUUGGGGGUUUCGAAUGACCCAGAGACUGAAUUUAUACGCCGAGUCACUCACAAAAGCCAUCGACCCAGACUUCAAACCCCAAAUCGUAAGGAAAAAAUAGGAUCAAUGAGAAACACACCACUUCCUCAAAAAUUAUGUUUAUGCUCUUUUCGUAUGCCUUUUGAUAUGAAGAAAUUGUAUUUCUAAUAAAAAACGAUAACUAUUUUAAUACCAUUAA